Messenger RNA from Torulaspora delbrueckii, 1095 nucleotides. RefSeq lists its product as uncharacterized. Lineage: Eukaryota; Fungi; Ascomycota; Saccharomycetes; Saccharomycetales; Saccharomycetaceae. Gene Ontology annotation, biological process: proteolysis. The record is from RefSeq and is a predicted model, not a curated record. The transcript has a single exon. Bases 1 to 1095 code for a protein of 364 amino acids. Gene Ontology annotation, molecular function: serine-type endopeptidase activity.
AUGUUGAUAAAUUUUGGUGUUUGGGCUACUAUGGCGGCGGAACGGUUCGUCGUUCAGCUCGCGAGUGAUACCUCUUUGGUGGAGUUAAGUCGAGAUUGUUCUUUUUCUAUAGGUGUUGGAAAGAAUUUUAUUGAAAUGAUUACGGUUGGAGAUCAGUUUAAAGCACUUGCUGGGGAGUUCUCGGUCGAAGAUCUUGAGUAUUUAUAUCAUGACGAGAGAGUGGUGGCUAUUUCUCGAGAUAGAGAUCUAAAAUUGCAAGAAUAUAAGGUUCAAUAUGGUUCACCAAGACAUCUAUCCCAGUUAUCCUCUGGAGGGUCUUUCACAUUUGACCCUGUCUCGGGUAAUCUAGUAGAUGUCUAUGUAUUUGAUACUGGGAUCGAUUUCAAGCACCCUGGAUUGCAAAACGUCAAUCCGCACAAGUUGGCAGAUUUCACAAGCAGUCCCGUUCCCAGAGGAGCUGAUCCGCAUGGCCAUGGUACAAUGAUGGCAGGUUUGAUUGCUUCAGAAACAUUUGGUGUGCUCAAGAGUUGCAGUUUGGUCGAUGUAAGAGUCGCUGACAAGGAUGGGGAAGUAAAAUUAUCUACACUGAUGAAAGGAAUAAGUGCUAGUGUAGCUCAUGCUCGAUUUACGAAGAGACCUUCUGUGUUUGUUCUUCCGAUGACAAUCGGUAAGAAAAAUCAUAUACUCGAUAAUUUCCUUCAAGCCAUACCGAAAGACAUUGCCAUUGUACUCCCAGCAGGUAAUCAACAAACCGAUGCAUGCGAUUUGAGCCCUCCAAAUGAUCACAAUAUACUGGUGAUCGGAUCACUCGAUAGGGACAACCGCCUGGCAGAUUUCUCAAACUAUGGCAAUUGCGUAGACGUUUACACUUCUGGGACAGAUAUCCUCACGCUACGUUCUACAGACAGUGGCAAUGAAGUCUUACUGCAAAGCUCGAACGGCACUUCAGCUAGCUGCGCCAUUGGUGCCGGGAUAGUUGGUUACCACAUGUCCAUGGGACUGACAAGCAUGCAAGCCAUACAAACCAUCCGUUCUUCUUCGAAAGACAUAUACUCACAUAAGCACAGGCUAAAGCUUUUACAACUGAAGUUGUAA